Molecule: messenger RNA, 2067 nt
Organism: Hypomesus transpacificus
Lineage: Eukaryota; Metazoa; Chordata; Actinopteri; Osmeriformes; Osmeridae
Gene: ppil2
Product: peptidylprolyl isomerase (cyclophilin)-like 2
Exons: 1
Coding region: 213-1793 (526 amino acids)
Biological process (GO): protein polyubiquitination; protein peptidyl-prolyl isomerization; protein folding
Cellular component (GO): catalytic step 2 spliceosome
Molecular function (GO): ubiquitin-ubiquitin ligase activity; peptidyl-prolyl cis-trans isomerase activity
Source: RefSeq, a predicted model, not a curated record
AUGUAAUUGCUACGUAUUUGCCAGUAGCUCGUAGCUUUGCUAACGUCGAUAAAACCAAAAGAGCAGAAGAACAAGAAGAACAAGAAAACAACCAAGAUAAAAGAAUAAUACCUGGAACUACCAGCUGAACUCCAGCGUGAUUUACGGCAAGUUGGGCUCGCUAGACGGCCAGUACAGUCAAUUUACGUUUUUUUGUUUACACAUCAGGCAAAAUGGGGAAGCGACAACACCAGAAAGAUAAAAUGUACAUAACAUGUGCGGAGUAUACCCAUUUCUAUGGUGGGAAAAGACCAGAUAUACCGCAGGGGAACUUCAGGCGUCUUCCAUUUGACCACUGUAGCUUGUCCCUUCAGCCGUUUGAAUACCCAAUGUGCACACCAGAGGGAAUCGUCUUUGACUUGCUGAGCAUCGUUCCCUGGAUUAAAAAGUAUGGUACAAAUCCUAUCUCUGGCGAGAAAUUGGAAGCCAAGUCCCUAAUCAAGCUUCAUUUCAGCAAAAACAACGAUGGGAAAUAUCAUUGCCCAGUCCUGUACACUGUCUUCACAAACAAUUCCCAUAUUGUUACCAACAAGGUCACCGGCAAUGUUUUCUCAAAUGAGGCGGUGGAGCAGCUGAACAUCAAAACCAAGAGUUACAGAGAUCUCUUAACGGAUGAGCCAUUUACCCGUCAGGACCUUAUCACUCUGCAGGACCCCACAAACCUGGACAAGUUCAACGUGUCCGACUUUUUCCACGUCAAAAACAACUUGAAAGUUCUCGACCCAGAUGAAGAGAAAGCCAAGCUGGACCCUGCCUAUCACCUUAAAACAACCAAUCUGGAGACCCAAGAAACACUGGCAGAGCUCUACAAAGAGUACAAGGGAGACAAACUUCUGGCGUCCACCAUGAAAGAGCCCGUAGCCAAGAAGACGGACAAGCUGAACGCUGCUCACUACUCGACCGGCAGAGUGUCGGCCUCCUUUACGUCCACAGCCAUGGCCCCCGCCACCGUCCACGAAGCCGACGCCAUCACAGAAGACACCGUGCGUUACCAGUACGUCAAGAAGAAAGGCUACGUCCGCCUGCACACCAACAAGGGCGACCUUAACCUCGAGCUGCACUGCGACAAGGUCCCUAAAGCAGGGGAGAACUUCAUCCGCUUGUGCAAGAAGGGCUACUACGACGGAACGGUGUUCCACCGGUCCAUCAGGAACUUCAUGGUUCAAGGGGGCGACCCGACCGGCACGGGGACGGGAGGGGAGUCGUAUUGGGGGCGACCCUUUAGAGAUGAGUUCAAGCCCAACCUCUCCCACACGGGUCGAGGGGUGCUCAGCAUGGCCAACUCGGGGCCCAACACCAACAAGUCCCAGUUCUUCAUCACCUUCCGGUCGUGCGCCUACCUGGACAGGAAACACACGGUGUUCGGGAGGGUCGUGGGCGGCUUCGAGGCCCUCUCGGCCAUCGAGAGGGUGGAGAGCGACCCCAAGACGGACAAGCCCCACUCGGAGAUCAAGAUCAUCACCGCCACCGUGUUCGUCAACCCCUACGAAGAGGCCGACGCCCAGAUCGCGGCGGAGCGCGAGCAGGAGCUCCAGAAGCAGGAGGAGGAGCGACGGCAGACGGACGCCUCUCUGAAGAAGCCCAAAGCAGAACAGGCCCCCCAGACUUUCAAGCCUGGCGUGGGGAAGUACAUCAACCCUGCAGCAGCAACCAAGCGCUCAGCUCCAGCCAACGACAGUGGACCAUCUACCAGCGGAGUGACCGCUAAGAAACCUAAAGGCAAAACUGGCUUGGGAGACUUCAGCUCUUGGUAGCACAGCCACAGUUUACCUAGGCCAGUAUAACCCCCUUUUAUUUUACUUUAAUUUCAACCAUCUAUCUACCUAUCCUUCCCUUGGCCCCAAAUAUGACUAUUCUUGUGUAUUUUAAACAUUUGCUUCUAAGUUUUGUCACUAGGUUAUAGAGCCGUCUUCAGACGGUAAAUCUUUUAUUUUGUAAAAUAAUUCCAAUUCUCAGCUUCGAUGGAUGAUAUUGUACUUUCGUAAAUUCAACAUUCAUAAUAAAAUAAAAUCAUUCUCAAUAAAAGUU